AUGUCUGCUGAAACCGCCGCUGCCAAUACUGUUACCGCUCCAGUCCCAGAAGUACAAGAACAGGAGAGUGCCAAGAGCAAACAAGUCAACUUGACACCGGCACCUUUGCCCACUUCCUCCCCAUGGAAGCUUUCCCCAGCCGAUGUCCCUGUUUCCUCGAUUUCCAUAGAAGACUUGGAUGCGACAAGAAAGAAGAAGAACAGGACACCUACUCCAAAGUCAUCUACUGCCACCAAGUGGGUUCCAAUCAAGGCCUCCAUUACUGUUUCUGGUACUAAGAGAUCCGGUUCUAAGAACGGUGGUAAUAACGGCAGCAACAACAACAAAAGCAAAAACAAUAAGAAUGCAUCAUCGUCGACAUCGUCGAGCACCGCCAACAGGAAAAAGAAGCAUCACCAACACAAUGUUAAGAAGCAACAACAGCAACAGGUGAAAAAUGAUGGCUCCGAACCCGCCACUGAAGAAGAGUCAAAGGACACUGCCCCUCAAGAAAAUGACCAAUCUACACAACAGCAACAGCCACCUCACCACCGUAGUCACCACCAUAGCCAUCACCACAAUAGCAACGGGCCUCAAAGAAGAAAGUUUCAUAACAGUAGUAACACCGGUAUGCCUCAGAACCAAGGGUUCCCUCCACAGUUCAAGCCUUACCAAGGCCACAACCCCCGCCCUACCAACAACAACCGUUCAAAGUACCACAACCACUUCCAUCACAACCAACACCACUCUCAACAACCUAUGGUGAAAUUACAACAACAGUUUUAUCCAGUCCAACCGGUUCUAAUGGCCAUCAACAACAUUGCUAGACAAAUCGAAUACUACUUCAGUGAAGAAAACUUGACCGUCGAUAACUAUUUAAGAUCUAAGCUAUCAAAGGAUGGGUUUGCUCCGUUGUCUUUGAUCUCUAAAUUUUAUAGAGUUGUCAAUAUGUCCUUCGGCGGUGACGCUAACUUGGUCUUAGCUGCAUUGAGAGAAAUCGUCGCUAACGAAUCUGCAACCGUCAAUGUUGCCGAAGGUUCUUUGGUCACCAAGGAAACUGACACUGUCGCUGAAACUGAGGAAGUGGAAGAACCAUCUCCUUUAGACAAAUAUUUCGUUCGCUCCAAGAAUUGGUCAAACUGGUUGCCAGAAACUGUUGAAACUGAAGUCAACAUUGAAAAAGAGCUAGUCGGCGACGCUUUAGACGAGUUCAUGAUAUCUUUGCCAACUGCCCCUCAACAAGAAGAGGAACCAAUCACUGAAUCCGUUCCUCAAGAACAAGAAACCAACGAGGAACCGGUCCCAGCUGCCGCCAGUGAACCUGAAUCCUCUUUAUAG
Messenger RNA from Saccharomyces eubayanus, 1317 nucleotides. It is a transcript of the gene SRO9, whose product is annotated as Sro9p. Bases 1 to 1317 code for a protein of 438 amino acids. Gene Ontology annotation, molecular function: RNA binding. The record is from RefSeq and is a predicted model, not a curated record. NCBI's taxonomy places the organism in Eukaryota, Fungi, Ascomycota, Saccharomycetes, Saccharomycetales, Saccharomycetaceae. Gene Ontology annotation, biological process: positive regulation of translation. The transcript has a single exon. Gene Ontology annotation, cellular component: cytosol; cytoplasmic stress granule.